Molecule: messenger RNA, 1863 nt
Organism: Plasmodium falciparum 3D7
Lineage: Eukaryota; Apicomplexa; Aconoidasida; Haemosporida; Plasmodiidae
Product: eukaryotic translation initiation factor 4E
Biological process (GO): translational initiation
Molecular function (GO): RNA binding; translation initiation factor activity
Source: RefSeq, a predicted model, not a curated record
AUGGAAGGAAAUGAUAAGUGUUUAAAUGUCACCUUGGCUGACAUAGAAAAAGAUACAAUGAAAAAUAAUUUAAGCCUAAAUAGUAAAGGUAAUGAACUUUUAAAUAAUAAGAAAAGUGGUUAUAAAAAUAAUAUAAAGAAAAAAAAGAAAAAAAGUAUAAAGGAAAAUAAUGGGAAUGAACAAAAUAAAGGUAAUGGUACUCUUACCCUAAAGAAUGAAGAAAAUGAUAGUAAGGUAUUCAAAACAUACAGAAAUAAAAGAAAUAGUAAAAAUGAUAAUAUGGAAAAACAUAAAAAUGAUGUAACAAAAAAUGAAAAUGAUAUAACAAAAAAUGAAAAUGAUGAGAUAAUAAAAGAAGAUAAAAAUAGCAAUUUAGGAAAAACCAAUGGAUAUAAUAUAAAAGAUAUAAGAAGAAAAAAAAAAGACAAUAAUAAAGAAUACAUAAGAGACCAUAUGAAAAAAAAAAAAGAUAUAAUAAUGAAUAAUAAAGGAAAAAAAAAUAAUAGUAAUAAUAAUAAUAAUGACAAUAAUGAUAAUAAUGAUAAUAAUAAUAGUAAUAAUAGCAAUAAUAAUAAUAAUAAUAAUAAUAAUAAUAGUAAUGAAUAUACAAAAAGAAAGAAUACACAUAAAAAACAUUUAAAUGAACACUAUAAAAAUGAGAGUAAUAAGAAAAAGGUUAAUGAAAAGAAAUACAAUAAUAGUGUGUAUGUUAAUAAUAAUAUAAAGAAAAAUCAUGUAAACAAAAAUAAAAAUGAAAAUUAUUUACAAAAUGUGUGGUUAUUUUUAUUCGAUAAUGAAGUUAGAAAAGAAAAUGAACAAUGUGUUGGAAAAAUUAUAUCACUGGAUACUUUCAAUACCAUAGAAAAAUUUUACAAGAACUAUAAAUAUAUGAAAUCGCCUUCAGCCAUUAAGGAAUACUACAACAUUUAUCUUUUUAAACAUAAUUUUAGACCCCUCUUUGACGAAUAUCCAAAUGGUUUUAUUUGUACCGUUAAAAAUGCCAAUCAUUUUAAAAAUGACAGCGUUGAUAUAAUAUGGGAAAAAAUGGUUCUUUUGGCUAUAGGAGAAGAAUUUAGCUUAAUCGACUUAUGUGGUUUACAAUUAUGCAUAAGAGAUAAUGAAAUGUUUUUUAAAAUAUGGAUGAAAAAUUAUUCAAAUUAUCUAAAAAAUAUAUUGAUGAAAAAAUUAAAGGACCUCCUAGGUUUGCCCCACAACACAUCUCUAGUUAUAAGAAACUUAUCCAAUGUAUACAAUAACAAAAAAAAUCAACAAGGAAAGGGAAAAAAUGAAAAGGCUAAAAAGAAUUACAAUAAAAAUAAUAAGGGCGCAGAAUUUGUAGCUAGUAAAAAGGAUUCUUUAAAAAUGCAUAAUUAUCCAAACAUAGUACCACCACCAAAUUAUUUAGGAAAUUACAAUGUUUACAAAUACAACCUAGAUAUGAAUUUGUUUUAUUUAUAUAAUAAUCAAAAUAUGCCUAACCCGUAUAUAUACAUUCCUGUCAAUGUACCCAAUAAUCAAUAUAAUAAUAUUUAUCCAGAUUAUAUGUACGACAGUAAUACGAGCUAUCCUAUAGAUAUAAUUAAUAAUAAUUUAUUAAGUAAUGAUAUUAAUGUACCAAGCAAUUUUGUAAAUAAUAAAAUGAAUGGAUCGAUAAUAGUAGAUAAAAAAAGUAAAAUUGAUUAUGGAUUAAAGAAUGAGGAUUAUAAAAAAAAAUCUAUGAAUUCCUUAAAUUCGAAUGAUAUAUAUGAAGAUAGUAAAAGUACUACAUGUAUUAAAUCCGUAUAUACCGAUGAUGAAUAUGAAUAUAAUAAUAGUAGUAAUAAUAAUAAUAAUAGUAAUUAUUUUAAUACCAGAAAAAUAUAA